AUGUCUCAAGCGGUGCUGAUGAGAGAGUACAAAGAGCUCUCGAAACAGAAAUGGGUCUCGGUCGAGCUGCACGAAGACAACGUCUACUUGUGGGAUCUCGCCCUCAUGGUUACCAACCCUGACUCGUACUACUACGGAGGGUACUUCAAAGCCCAAAUGACGUUUCCCAAAGAUUACCCUUACAAGCCGCCGGAUUUCCGCUUUACACGACCCCUGUGGCACCCCAACAUCUACCCGGAUGGUCGUCUUUGCAUCUCCAUCCUGCACGCUCCCGGCGAGGACAUCAUGUCCGGCGAGGAGGCUGGCGAACGUUGGUCCCCCGCUCAACGCGCUGAGACCGUACUGCUCUCUAUCCUCUCCCUGCUCGAUGAUGCAGAGGUAUCCUCUCCAGCCAACGUUGAUGCUAGCGUGCAGUUCAGAGACCACAAGGACGACUUCAAAGACCGUGUGAGAAAGGAUGUUGAGGCCUCGAAAAAGGAUGUUCCCGAGGCGUUCGAGAUGCCCACCCAUGAAUCCACCAAGCCUCCCAUCGAAGAGAAAGUCGACGAUGACUUUUGGGUUGAUUCUGAUGCCGAAGAGUUGGAUCUCGACGACGACUUCGACUUCGACGAUGAUGCCGCCAACGGCAGCGAAUCGGACGAGGCUCUCAACAACGAUUCCGAGGAUGAUGAUGAUUUCGACGAUGACAACAACACAGACACCAUUGAUACGAAUGCUGGAAACGCGUCCGCUAAGAGCAAAGGCAAAUCUAGAGAAGAAGACGAUGCCGAGAUGACCGACGUCGAGUGA
Messenger RNA from Cyphellophora europaea CBS 101466, 789 nucleotides. RefSeq lists its product as uncharacterized. Gene Ontology annotation, molecular function: ubiquitin conjugating enzyme activity. The transcript is spliced from 3 exons. The coding region runs from base 1 to 789 and encodes 262 amino acids. Lineage: Eukaryota; Fungi; Ascomycota; Eurotiomycetes; Chaetothyriales; Cyphellophoraceae. Gene Ontology annotation, biological process: proteasome-mediated ubiquitin-dependent protein catabolic process; protein polyubiquitination. The record is from RefSeq and is a predicted model, not a curated record.